AUGUGACUGGAUCUAGACGUCUUUGUCUCACCUAACAUGAUGGAAUCUGGUCUGUCACCUUUCACAGACGUCCCCAUCAACACCAACUACAGCAACAAGAGUUGGAGUAGCCUCUCGAGGCAUAAUCACACCCGGACCCUUCGUAACCCCUUCCAAUACGCCCUUCUGGGGGUGUCGCUGGGGCUCCUUUCGCUUCUCACCAUCAUAAUGAACCUGCUUGUCCUCUACGCCGUGAAGAAGGAAAAGAGUCUCCACACCGUAGGGAAUCUGUACAUCGUCAGUCUCUCUGUGGCUGAUCUGAUCGUGGGGGCCACAGUCAUGCCGCUGAACUUGAUGUAUCUGUUGGAGGAUGAGUGGAAGCUGGGACGGGCUGUGUGCCAGUUCUGGUUGAUUAUGGACUAUGUGGCGAGCACAGCUUCCAUCUUCAGCUUAUUCAUCCUGUGUUUGGAUCGGUAUCGCUCGGUCAGACAACCGCUCAAAUACCUGAAAUAUCGAACACGAGGAAAAGCUAGUGUUAUGAUCUCCGGAGCCUGGCUCCUGUCACUGAUGUGGAUCAUUCCUAUUUUGGGGUGGAGGUCUUUCACCCAUGUAGACCUUAAACCUGAAGAGGAGAACAAGUGUGACACAGACUUUCGUUUUGUCACGUGGUUCAAAGUCAUCACCGCAGUUUUCAACUUCUACGUGCCCUCGAUUUUGAUGCUGUGGUUUUACACGCACAUCUACUUGGCUGUAAGGCAGCACCUACGAGACAGAGAGAGAAUAAUUCACCCAGCAGAUUCAUUUGGGGAAAAUGAAAAUGGAGGAAAUGCUCAAAGUCCGAAGAACAGCCACUCCAAAUCACCUAAUAGGGAAAAUGACUCCUCGAUGAAAACAUCAAAAAAGGAACGACUGCUGGACCAGAAUACUCUUGACCAGACAUACUCCCUUGAAGAUGCUGAUAAAAGCAAAGCUGCUCCAUUUAGAGCUCACAGGAAAAUAGGUGUAAAGUGCCAGCAGACGUCACUGCUUACCAUGACAACAAAACGGCUAAGAAUGGCACGCAAAGCAAAAACAUGCUCUCUGUCUCCUGAAGAGCGGCAGGCAGACGCUGAGCCUCCCCUGAGCCAACCGUCAGCGCCACAGGAUACGGCAUGCUCAGGUGGAAACAGCGAGGGCAAACUUCAAGCUUCUUUAAAUGAAUGUCACGUCACUGUGACAAACUCUGUGAGCAGAGUGUGUGGUGGCAGCCAGGUGUCAGACGUUCAGAGAUACACAUCUGUUCUCUACAACAGCUAUGACCCAAGUCAAGCUCUGCCGUGGCCCGAGGAAGGCGCUGAAGAUGCUGAAAUAGACCCAGAUAACGCAGUGACUCUGAAACAAGCAUGGCACCGAUUUAUUGACCAAUCACGGCACAGGCUUCAGAGUCUGCGCAUUCAUAAGGAGCACAAAGCAGCCAAGCAGUUAGGUUUUAUAAUUGCUGCUUUCUUACUGUGUUGGAUACCUUACUUCAUUGUGUUUAUGGUGAUGGCGUUCUGCCCAGAGUGCGUACAUCACGAUCUUCACAUGUUCACCAUUUGGCUCGGUUACAUCAACUCCACUCUGAACCCCUUUAUAUAUCCGCUCUGCAACGGCAACUUCAAACGUGUCUUCAGGAAUAUUCUUAAGGUUAAUUGGUGA
This is a messenger RNA of Nematolebias whitei (Rio pearlfish), 1656 nucleotides long. RefSeq names its product histamine receptor H1 (gene hrh1). NCBI's taxonomy places the organism in Eukaryota, Metazoa, Chordata, Actinopteri, Cyprinodontiformes, Rivulidae. The record is from RefSeq and is a predicted model, not a curated record. The transcript has a single exon. Gene Ontology annotation, biological process: adenylate cyclase-activating adrenergic receptor signaling pathway. Gene Ontology annotation, molecular function: G protein-coupled acetylcholine receptor activity. Gene Ontology annotation, cellular component: plasma membrane.